AAAAGCAAGCAGGAAAAACAUGGCGGCAGCAAUUGGUUGGUACGGGCCACUGAUUGAUCUCAGCAAAGCAUCUUCUUACAUUGGCGAUUACGUACAACUCCUUGUCUUCGUUCACAAAUCCACCCCGAUUCAGUAUAAAAUUGGGAGAAAUGGAGAGUUGGUGAGGAUGGAUAUUUUGGUGGGAGAUGAAACGAGGUCGUAUUUCCCAAUUACCAUUUGGCAGAAGCAAAUGGGUUCCCAAGUGUUAUCUGGUCAUGUGUUUCUGCUCCAAAAUCUUAAAAUUGCAAGAUUUGGAGAUUCAGUUGAGGCUAGAGCAUUACAUUGUUCAUCUUCGCAAUGUCUGGUUCGCCCCGAUGACUUCGUUUCAUCCAAAGGUUUAGAUGAACUGAUCAAUGAAUGUCGUGUGAGCAUAACAACGAGAGACAAGCUUCAGAAAGUGGUCGGAUGGCUGCUUCGAGCUAAACUUGCUCACUGUGGCAGUGUACUGAACUAUUAUGAACACAGGAAGCAACUAAGAGUAAAUUGGAAAUUGCACGAAGAGGUACAUUCCCAAGAUUGCUCAUCUCUAUCGGAAUUAUGCAAAUGUGAGAAUUCUUGUAAAGCGAAUUUUCAUGCUUCUGUGGGUGAAAUAUUUCUGCCGAUUACUUGGGUUAAUCUUCGAGAAAUGGAAGCUGAACGGAUGUUUAUUAGUAGGAGGCUAUUUACGCAAGGUGACGAUUGUUUGGUCGAUGAUUUCAUCACUACUGGCUGUCAGAUAUGUGGCAUUCCAGUAAAUUCAAGAAUUGGGUCGGAGGUGGAGCAAAAUACGAUUCCUUUAUACUGUGAAAGAAGCUCGAAUCGUCUCCAUGUAGUAGGCACCAUAUACAGACCUUUCUUGUUAUAUGUGUGGGAUGACUCGAAAUACCUUCCGAUUUUUGUCCCGAACAAGGCAGCUGAAAUUUUGUUCGGAAACAUCUCUGCUGACAAAGUCUAUUCUUCCUACAAACGCCAACGAUCUUGUCAAAUUGGUUCAUCAUUUGCUUCGAAAAUGAAAGGUAUAGAAUCAUCAAGAAACGGGAACCCAAAUUUCUACAUGAUUUGGUUGAUUUUAUUGAAAACAUUGUUUCAGCAUGAAAAGAACAGCCCUUUGAAAUUCAAAGUAACGGUUGAUACAGAUAAAGAUUGGGAAAACGGGAGAAUUGAGAUGGUAUCGGCCUCAAUCCCGAUCCCCUAAGCCUAGAUUUCGAAUGAUUUACGAAAUGAAUUCAUCAAUAAAUAUUAGUGUAUGCA
This is a messenger RNA of Erythranthe guttata (spotted monkey flower), 1269 nucleotides long. RefSeq lists its product as uncharacterized. The record is from RefSeq and is a predicted model, not a curated record. NCBI's taxonomy places the organism in Eukaryota, Viridiplantae, Streptophyta, Magnoliopsida, Lamiales, Phrymaceae.